AUGAAGGCGUCGUCGCUUAGGACAAUUCUGUUGGAAUCGACUGCAUUCACCCGUCAUACCUAUCAUGAUGAUAAGACUACGCUUUGUACCUCAGCAACUAUGAUGGUCCCCUACGUUCGAAGAAAUCUACUAAACAUACCGGACAAAAUAAAAGGCUCCAUGGAUAUACUCGAGUCACUAUUCCAAACAAAAAACGCUGACUAUAAUGCGAAAAAAGAAGGAAAAGAAGACGAAGAAGCGGCAGACGAGGCAGAGUCGGGCAGCGAUGAAGCAGAAGCUGACGAACAAAAUGGAGAACCGCCGCCCAAACGAGUCAAAAGAGACUCCAAACCGCUUCUGGCUAAUCGAAGAAGCCGUCCAGAACGUGGAAAAUUCACAAUUCUCGACGGUACGUCGGUAGCUGAACCAGAUGAAAUACUGGACAUUGACUUUAACGCCGACUUACUCCAGAGGAUAUUCCGCGAUUCUAGAGUAGGCAUCCAAUUCUUAGCGCGAUAUGGAAUAAUACCAAAUACAAGGGAGUGCAAAAUCGAAAGUUGCCCCAAGGAACAGCUGAUGAGCUUAAUAAAACAUGCGAAUGGAUUCGUGUGGCGGUGUCGUUCUUGCAGAAAACGGCGGGAACGUCGUGUUAUAACAAAGAUUUCCGUCUAUGAGGGUACUUUCCUGUUCUUUUCUCGAAUGCCGAUGAAUAAGUUCUUCAUCUUCAUGCUUGUGUGGUGUGAGAAUGCCGGCUACACCGCCUCCGAAUACAACCGUCUACUCGGGGAAUUCCGUUUAGUAGAAGAGACUAUCCACAACACCAUCGGCUUUAUUCGCGAUCACAUCCAAAGCUGGUGUCUUCUACGAUCCUCUCUGCAUCCAAUUGGUGGAAAAGGCCUUAUUGUUGAACUUCUCGAAACAUUGCACACCGAAGAUGUCUCUGCCAAGCAUCGCAGUCGCCGUGAACGUCGUUUUACCAUGAGAUUAGUAUUAAUCUGCUGGCAAACCGACGAGAUAGUAACCGUUGAACUUCCUGACCGACAGUUCUUGCCAAGUACACUCGUCAAAGCAGUAGAAAACAAUGUAAAGCAAGGUUCGACAAUUGUUAUGCGCGAUCUACUUAUGAAAAGAUUCGGAGAAAAAGAGGAGCUGGACGAAAUGCUUGAAAACCAUACGCUAAAAACGAUAGCUGACGUGUGGUGUGAUAUGGAUGAAGAGGAACGGGACAAGCAAUUCAUGAAAACUCUCAUGGAGUCAGUUCAACCGUUGCCAGCCGAACCAUUUGCCUACGAAUACUACUUCCGUAGGACAUUCAUCGACAAACCGUUCAACAACCUGCUCAAAGCGAUUCGUGAGCUUUAUAGCGCUCAUCACGUCACACAGUCUGACCUUGCGGGCUUGUAG
This is a messenger RNA of Necator americanus (New World hookworm), 1383 nucleotides long. RefSeq lists its product as uncharacterized. Bases 1 to 1383 code for a protein of 460 amino acids. The transcript has 11 exons. The record is from RefSeq and is a predicted model, not a curated record. NCBI's taxonomy places the organism in Eukaryota, Metazoa, Nematoda, Chromadorea, Rhabditida, Ancylostomatidae.